Messenger RNA from Clarias gariepinus (North African catfish), 840 nucleotides. RefSeq lists its product as uncharacterized. Bases 52 to 669 code for a protein of 205 amino acids. The transcript has 6 exons. Gene Ontology annotation, biological process: cellular response to tumor necrosis factor; immune response; monocyte chemotaxis. The record is from RefSeq and is a predicted model, not a curated record. NCBI's taxonomy places the organism in Eukaryota, Metazoa, Chordata, Actinopteri, Siluriformes, Clariidae. Gene Ontology annotation, molecular function: CCR chemokine receptor binding; chemokine activity. Gene Ontology annotation, cellular component: extracellular region.
UCAUCAUCAUCAUCAGCUUUAUCAUCCAAAUCAUCAUCACUAUUAGCCGCCAUGUCCUCUCGUUCUCUCCUGUUGGUUCUCCUUGUUCUUGCCUGCCUUCAGUUCUUCGCAUUGGCUGAGAACAAUAGCCAUGGACCAACCCAAUGCUGUUUCACUUACCAGAAGAGCCGAAUUCCUAUUAAAAAGAUUGCAGCAUAUGAAGUAACAGAGCGUCAAUGUACCCAACCUGGAGUUAUUUUCAACUUAAAGAAUGACCGUUACGUGUGUGCUGACCCCAGCACUGAGUGGGUGACUUUUGCAUUAAUGUGUUUUGGUUCUUAUCGUGAUCAUCAUCCUUCGCAAUACUCAUCACCAUCAGCAGCCAUGAUCUCCCCUUUUCUCCUGCUGGUUCUCACCUGCCUUCAGUCAUUCACUAUGGCCAACAAUGCGAAAGGAUCAGAGGAAUGCUGUUUCUAUUUUGCCAAGUAUAAAAUCCCUGUACACUUAAUCAAAGACUACAAUGAAACAAGAAAUGACUGCACAAACCGUGGAGUCAUUUUUUCCUUAUUUAAUGGUCGCAGAUUGUGUGCUAACCCCAGCUUGGAGUGGGUGCAGAAAGCAAUCCAAAAAAUUGAUAAGCGCCAAGUUGAAGACUCAACUCAACCAGUGACCAAAGUGACUCUUAAGUAAAGCUGAAAUUAAGUGCAGCUUCAUUUUUUUUUUCACUAUACGCCUUUCACCUGUAGUUUGUUGCUUUGCAAAAUCAGUGUAAAGAUCAUGUUUGAACAAAAAUAUUUGCUUAAUUGAUGCUGCAAUUAUAUCACUGGUAAUAAUAAUUAUUGGUGAUAUUAUUUUAAUUCC